AUGGAUGCGUUCGUGACGAGGCUUCCCAAGCCGCAGAGCCAACUUCGAGAGCAAGUUCGCGGUGACUCACCAGACAAGGAGAGGCCUUCCAAGCGAGCCAAACGGCAGGGAUCACCAGACUCUGAGGGGGGCCUAUUCCCUGAUCACCCCCAGGAUAUCUCACCAAGGGAAGAUUUGCCUGAUAAUGGAGCAGCUAAAACAAAGUACCAAUUUGAGGAACACCCCCGAAUUACGGAUAUUGAGAGCGCGUUACCGCCCACUGCUGAAGGCCAAGAAGCAGUCCAGCAGUAUGAGACAAUGAAGUCAUCACAGGCCUCGGCGCAUGAUGAGGAUGACACCACGGAAACGUCUCAGCCACUUUGGGUCAAGGGACGAAGCUCUAUUUAUGUGGAUGCCUUCAAUCUUGCACUUGAGACCGUCCUAGAGGAAGAGUCGCAUUUAUUUGAUGGGAAAGAGACCGAGGUUUUUUACCAAUGGAGAGAGUUGAACUACGAGGCUCAGUAUCUGAAAACUGCAUCGUGGCAUCGCCAUAGCCGUCUUGGAUAUCAUAACGACAUCUCGGAUCUUGAGGCAGCGAUAACUACCCUGCAAUCGUCUCGUAUUCUGCCAGCAAGCACAGCCACCCCAAUAGAUAACCCAUUUCAUGAUCUUGAGCUUGAAGAGUCGAGACUGGAUGAGACGUUCAGCUUUGCCGAUAGAUCAGAAGAUCACAUCAAUUCUGUAGAAGAGGCUGCAUCGCUGCUGAGCCUAGAUGAGCUGAAAGAGCUUGCUAAGGAAGCAAAAGUCCAAGGGCGCAAUAAGUCAGAACUCAUUCGUUCACUAGUAAAGAUGAGCAAGCAACAGUCUGGAUUGAUGUCGGUGGGCCUCAGCAGACACAACAGCCGUGGUUUUGUUGCCGAAGACCAGGAAAAUUUGGAUGCAAAAACUAAGGGAAAGGGCAUCGCAAACCUUCGGCGAGAAGAUUCGAACCGAGAGCAGCAUUUUCUUACAAAAAUUCUCGCAAUACUUGGACCUUGCAUUCGAUUGUCGCCAUCGGCCUUCAAACUUUUUGAACGGGUGCAUCUUGUGUUCUAUCGAUCGACAGAGUGGACAGAGAAAUCCCUAACAACAAUCAUUCUUGCUAAAAUUGCAAGACGGCAUUUUCCUGAAUACAUUGUUUGCCGAACUUCCACUAUAUUUACGUCGCGCCUGCACCUACUAGAGUAUGAAACCGCCAUUCGUCUGGAGGCUGAAGUCGAUGCAUUGGAAUUCAGCAGCCCACCCGGAGAUGAGGGCCUCAGACUGAUGGUCAACAUCUUUGACAAAGUUUACCCGCGAUGGAAGACAUUGGUAGAAGAAGAGCAGCACAAGGAGCACACUGUCUAUGAAAUGGGAGAGGGCGCUUACUUGAGGCGUUUCACACCAGGCCACUCGUAUACGAGAAUUGUCCAUAAAGCAGCACCAGUUUUUGGGAAGCUCAAACAACAUCUCAGAGAGCAUGCGCUGCUCACCGAGCUUCUCGAUCAACGGCUAUUCCAUCCAGCAAGACGAGGCGGUUGGUACCAACGAAAGGCUCUUCUGGAGGAGCAUUAUAUGCCAGCUUUGGAUCCGAAACCCAAAUUCACAGAUUCCGAACAGCAGAAGAAACAUUGGAAGAAAAUCGCAGUUGCUACUUGUGAGGCUGGCCUACAAGACCCGGACUGCCAUCUGAUAUUUCACUAUGACUUGCAAAAACGCCUUGUCAAGCUAGAAAAGAAACUACGUAUACCACGUCGCUUACAACACGAUUUUGGCCACGUUGAUCUGCAGAAGCCUAUUGAACACACCAUUAAAGGAAUUCAACUCAAGAAGGAUAUCAUCGCCAAGGGCGGUCGCCAAGUUUCAACCAAAACAAUAUGGCUUGAUGAGCUAGAUACCCAAGAGGAGUGCAGCGUUGAAACAAUGUGUUUGAGUCAAUAUCGAUCAGAGGGUUGGAAGGGGUAUCACGCUGAGGGUGGAAUUAUUCGCACUCUUUUCGCGUACCUCUUUUAUGACAUUCUCUUUUUGUACAUUCCAAAUGUGUUUCAGACAGCAUAUCAAACAUGCCCGCUGGAUCUUCACACUGAUGCUUUCUACCCAUCCCGAGCAUCGGAAAUCAAUCACAGACUGGUCGAGAUUGCCAAUGGAGAGGCUCCACAACUCAUUCGAAAAGUCUGGGAAUCAGAACAUGAGAGGAGAACAAGUGUGGUGGGCCUUAACUGGGAUUUCGAGAUUGACGACCUCAUAGAGCUUGCUGGGUGCUUUGAGGGAAAUGCUCUUGCAGCAGUAUGCAAGGUGAUGGCUCAAGAGUACAGACAACGAGGCGGGGGUAUCCCGGACCUAAUUCUAUGGCGCACUAAUAAUUUACCAGAAGAUUCAACAGAGGUGCCUGGAAGGCCAAAAGGAGAGGUUAUGUUUUCGGAAGUCAAGAGCGCCAACGAUCGGUUGAGUGACACUCAACGGCUAUGGAUCCAUGUGCUUACCGGAGCAGGGAUAAAGGUUGCGCUCUGCAACGCCCUGGCGAAGGAAGUGAGGGGAGUGGAUUGA
Messenger RNA from Fusarium musae, 2544 nucleotides. RefSeq lists its product as uncharacterized. Gene Ontology annotation, molecular function: 5'-3' exonuclease activity; flap-structured DNA binding; 5'-flap endonuclease activity. NCBI's taxonomy places the organism in Eukaryota, Fungi, Ascomycota, Sordariomycetes, Hypocreales, Nectriaceae. Gene Ontology annotation, cellular component: nucleus. The record is from RefSeq and is a predicted model, not a curated record. Gene Ontology annotation, biological process: interstrand cross-link repair. The coding region runs from base 1 to 2544 and encodes 847 amino acids. The transcript is spliced from 2 exons.